AUGAAAGAUGAAACAUACGUUAAACAAUACGAAAAAGAUAUCAGAUAUGCUAUGCUAUCAUGCUUAAGAAAAAGGGAUGAGGAGAAAAUGAAGAAGAGUGUUGAAGAGAUGGUGGAUAAUCUGAAGAGGGUUGCUGAAGAGAUUAAAAUAGAAGCUGUUGAAACAAAGACUGUAAAAAUUGAAGUUGAAAAGGAAGUUGUUAUUGAAAAAAAGCAGAUUGAAGAAGAGGUAAAAGAAGAAGAAAAGAAGGAUGAAAAGACAGAAGCUGGUAAUGUUGGUGAGGGAAUCAGUGCUGAAGAAAAGAAGAAUGACGCUGAGAUGAAGCAGACAGAAGCUGCUGAAAACACCGAAAUGCCAAACAUCGAGGUGCUCACGAAUUCUGAAGAGAGCAGCCUGACACAACAAGAGGAGGAGGCUGCUGCUAGACCCUGUGUCGGUUAA
Messenger RNA from Helianthus annuus (common sunflower), 441 nucleotides. RefSeq names its product UPF0329 protein ECU05_1680/ECU11_0050-like. NCBI's taxonomy places the organism in Eukaryota, Viridiplantae, Streptophyta, Magnoliopsida, Asterales, Asteraceae. The record is from RefSeq and is a predicted model, not a curated record. The coding region runs from base 1 to 441 and encodes 146 amino acids. The transcript is spliced from 2 exons.